GGUCGGAUUUUGCGCCAAGUUACGACAUUUGAGUGUUCACAAAAAUAAUUAAUUUUGUAUCUUCGCGACAUUUCACUGCAUAAUAAAUUUAAUAAAUCGGUAGAAAUUAACCAGUACUACUGCUUCGUCAGCUAAAUUUGAAAAUUUAUUCACGUGAAGUGUCAAGAACAGCAUUUUAAAACAGAUAGUAUUUCAGUGUAUUGCCUGGUUGCAUGCACCAAGACCAAGUAGCGCGCACACACUCUGCACACACAAGCCAAUAAUUUCUGUGAACUUCAUGUUUGACGUCUGGCUGAAACUAUUGUGGUUUGACUGCUCUGUCCGUCCAUGUUUUUUUGUGCCAAGAUCUGCAUGAUAGAACAAGGUUUCAUGUGGAUAAAAUGACGACAGUGCAGUAUGAUUUGGACACGUCUGGUGGACUUAUGGACCAAAUUCAGGCUCUCAUAGCACCUCCGGAAAGUGACGAACCGCCGAGGAAAACCCGGCGAAUAAGGGAACAUCGUCGGACGGGUCGCGCCAUCAACCAUGAUAAUUGCGAUAGUUGCCGUGAGGGUGGAGAUUUGCUCUGUUGCGACCGUUGUCCGUCCGCCUUUCACCUUCAGUGCUGUAACCCUCCGCUGUGCGACGAAGAUCUACCUCCCGGUGAAUGGUUGUGUCACAAGUGCACGGUAGCCCCUGAGCCUCAAGACGACGAUGCAAGCUCAGUCACGUCGACAAAAUCAGAAAAGGACAAACAAGCUAAGCAGCCAGUGGUAGCCACAUCGGGUAAGAUUCCGUCUGCAGGAGCUAAGGUCCCUGCAGUCGCCAAGGUGGUAGCCCCUGCUGCACCCAGUAAGCCAACGAUGAGGUUGAAUGACCGACUGAUGAGAGAGAACAAGCCCUGUCUGAGGCUGGUACAGCUACAGGCUUAUAGAGAGGCACAGAAGGAAGUCCAACAAGCUAAGACCCAGCCAGGAAGGCCGACCACGCCGGUAAUUGCUGCACUCGUUCCCGACGAGCCCUCCACAAGCUCUGCCCCAACCACCAGGACGCGGCUAGCCCGCCUUGAAGCCAAACGAGACCUCAGAUCCACCCUGGAGAAGCCAGUACAAGAUGCUAGGACGGCUGACCUCAAGGCCAAGCGAGAUAUCAGACUCGUUCUGGAGAAGAUGGGGGAGAAGAUGGGGGAGGUGCCAAUGGCAAACGCCCCGGACAGUCCGAAGCACGUCGGGGAAAUCAAGAAUCCAUUCCAGAUGUUAGUGAAGGCUGCGGAGAUACAGAAUCCUGUACAGUUUGGUCUGCCAGGGAGUUACAUGGUGUUUGCCCCAUUGCCAGGAAGUAGCAGAAAAAGGCGGAAAGAAGAAUUGUCCAAAAACUUCAAGAAGCCCCAUGAGAUAGACAAUGGUAUAGUCCCUUUACCAGCCAAGUUGUGCUUUCAGUGUAACAAGAGCUGCCGCCUAAGUCCCUUGAUACAGUGUGACUACUGCCCUCUAUUGUACCACAAAGACUGUAUCAAUCCUCCAUUGACUGCCAUGCCGACCGGCAGAUGGAUGUGUCCAAACCAUCCUGAACACUCCAUGACUGGUUUUCAAGGAGUCCAUUACACCGAGCGUUGUCGUAUCUUCAAUGAAUUCCACGGCCGGCUAGACCAAAACGCCAUCAAACUCCGCUUCAUGCACAAACUAAGAAGUACGGGCCCGCCCCCGAAGCAUAAAGAGAAGGUGGUCAAGCGGCCGGCGAUGGUGGUGCCCAAGGCCAUCAAGUGUCAGUAUGCCCUCCCUCCACCGUCGUUGCCUCUUCCUAACGAGAAGCCUAGAUUAGUGUGUAUGACACCAGAGGGAUUCAGGUCUAACAGUGUUGUCUGUUCACCGGAGGAACAGGAAGAGUGGUUGAAGUGUGUGACAGCCUUACAAACGAGUAUAACAAGGUACAUGGUCAAGAAGCAACUACCUAAGGAUCCAAUCAGACCAAAGAUCAUCACCACCUCCUCACUGUCCAAACCCACACACUCUUCAGCUGCAAACAGUCCUGCCUCAUUACAUAGUUCGACAACACCUCUGCACUCCUCGAGUAGGACCCCAAUCCCAACACAUAGCACCUCCACGACGUUAGCGGAGAAGAGACUUGAAAGCACGAUUGAUUCGAGUCAAAGCAAAGUAGACCUCAAGCACAGAGAGAUCAAACUGAGCAAUGGACCCGUGCCGCUACAAAACGGUCCAGUGACAAUAAAUAAAACCUUAGGACACAAAAUUGAAGGGACCUUGAAUACCAUCGUAGUGAAAGAGGCUGGUAUGACAAACCACACCUUGUUGAAAACCAAGGCAGGAGAAACGUUACCCCAUAAUAAUUUAGGACUUAAAGUCGUGACGAUAUCGAACAAGAAUGAUUCUAUGGUGAAUAUGGCCAGUCCGGUGAAUGGAUCGAUGGUUGGAAAGUCACUUGUGAACUCAGUUAGCAAAGCCAACCCAGCUGUUAUUCAUAAGAUUAUAUCCACGUCGGCAUCGAGUAAAGGAUUGACGACGGGGCCCAGUUUGCCCAGAGCAACGAGUCAUCAAUCAGUCCACCCUAAUGCAAAAAUGGAAGGGUCUCAGUCACUGGUCAAUAGGUCAGGUGGCAUAGGAGCCACUGCGAAGGUUACUAUAGCAACGACCGGAGGGGUGACUCUAUCGUCGGCCCAGGGGAAAAUAGUCACUGUCUCAAAUGGGGCAGGAGGCAGUAAAUCAAGUAUUGUAGGCAGCUCAGGGAAUGCCACCACAUCAUCCAAAGUGACCACAGCGUCUCUCAGCUCCUCACCAGCAAUUAUUAACCUCAAUAGCACACUGCAGUCCUGUGUAGAGGGAAGUGGAGAUGUGGAGCUUAGUAAGCUAGACGAGAGGCUGGUUCAGAUUCUAGCCUGGCAAAGGCUGCAACAACUUUUACCUCAAAAGCCCCUUCCAACCUCAGCUACGAUCAAGAAGCAACACAUGGUCAACAAUACCACCACACCAACAAGUAGCAAUACACUCAGGCCAUCGCCACCACUGCCAGCGUUUAGUAAUCAGAUCAAAGCGAGGGCGCUGUUCUGUCCCCUGACGGGUCGGGGGUCGGGUUCGCCCGUACCGAUGUGCUACAGGUCGUUACAUAUAGGCACUGGGAGUGACAUGGAUGUGUGUCUGAGUAACUUUGGUCAUUGUAAUUUUGUGUCUCCGAAGCACGCUUGUAUAUUCUAUGACGAGAAUACGCGGCAUUAUGAAUUAAUCAACUACAGUGAGCAUGGUACGACGGCCGACAAUGUACUCUACUCAUGUGACUUUUCUGAUAAGGUUGUCGCCCCGUCCCCCGCUGCCUCCCCCCUCGUUAAAUCCGUCAGGAACAUCGUCCGGAAAGGCAAACGGAAACGAGAACAUUCCAAGAGCCAAGUGAAAGAAGAGGAAGUUACGCAGGAAGACGACCAAUCGGAUGCGGCGAUGAUGAUGAUGAUGAGCGCAUCUGCUAAUAACUUUAAGAAACCGUGUAACUGUAAAGCCAGCAGCUCCAGUUUAAUCGGGGGGAGUGGGGCAGGGUGGGAAGGUACAGCACUCCUGCACCACGGCAGCUAUGUCAAGAUGGGUUGUCUUCAGUUUGUAUUCAGUUUGACGGACCAUGCUACGUUACAAUCCCCACUGGAUAAGAAACCAAUGCUCAAUUUUAAAAUGGGGUCGGCGACGUCAUCGGGAAACUUUGCAUCGUGAGAGAGAAAGUCAAUAAUUUAAAUUAUUUUUUUACGGAGUGGACACAGCACAAUGCCAAAUUUAGAAACCUGGACGAUAUUGUCUACGUGAGAUGGGACGACUGGCACUGAAUCUUGCAGCAUGAUGUACCUGGGAUUGCCAGAGCCAAGUGUUUGUCUGCAGCUGUCAUCUAUGGCAAGACCACGGCCCAAUUUCAUAGAGCUGGUUACGAU
Asterias rubens (European starfish) is the source of this 3901-nucleotide messenger RNA. RefSeq names its product PHD finger protein 12-like. The record is from RefSeq and is a predicted model, not a curated record. Gene Ontology annotation, molecular function: protein binding; transcription corepressor activity. Gene Ontology annotation, cellular component: nucleus; Sin3-type complex. Gene Ontology annotation, biological process: negative regulation of transcription by RNA polymerase II. NCBI's taxonomy places the organism in Eukaryota, Metazoa, Echinodermata, Asteroidea, Forcipulatida, Asteriidae. The transcript has 14 exons. The coding region runs from base 381 to 3689 and encodes 1102 amino acids.